CGCCUCGGUUGUUAUUCCUAAACUUGAAUGAAAUGGACACUUCAGGUGAAGAUUACGAAAAAGUUCAAAAUGAAGACGAGUCAAAUCCUCUUACAAAGAAAGAACUAAUAGGAUGGUAUCUUCAUAAUUUUGCUAUUGGUGUUUAUGAUACAACUGCGAUAUCAGUGUUUAUUCCUGUAGUUCUAGAAACGCUUUCUAGUGAGGCUGGAUAUGAACUCGAUAAAGUGACUCCCUGCAAUACAACAGUUACAGAUUAUACAUGUGUCACGCGUUUUGGUGCAAGUUUUGUCGACACUGAAUCAUAUUCGCUUUAUAUAAUCGCAUUAUCUGUACUAUUUCAAGCGAUUCUAUUUAUUAGUUGUGGUUCACUGGCUGAUCAUGGAAGUUCGCAUAAAAAAUUUCUUCUGUUCUUUUCUUUUGUUGGGGCAAUUUCAACGAUUGCAUUUGUUACUGUUGUUAAUCCUCCAUAUAUUCCAAUAUUUACUCGAUGUCACCCGAAUAUCAUAGAAGCAAAACAUUCUGGUGCAUCUAUUGCUGAAAUCAAAACAUUGAGAGAUGUAAUCGCCACUAAACUGGCUUCAUACUCAAUGGCUGCAGAUCUUAGUGCUGGUUUGAUAAUAAUAUUCGCAGGAAUCGGAAUAAUUCUCGCAAUGAACCAAAGUUCUUUUAGUUUUCAGCUUGCUUUAGUAGUUUGUGGUGUAUGGUGGCUGUUUUUUCUUAUUUUUCCCGCGAUGUGGUUGACUAGCAGGCCUAGGCCACCCUUACCUAAGGGUGAAAAUUAUCUUGUAUAUUCAUGGAAACGUGUGGGAAAAACGUUGAUGUCAACUCGUGAACUUUGGCAGACCAUGAAAUUUCUUUUUGCUUUUUUUUUCAUAUCAGAUGGCCAAAACACAAUAGUAACGGUUUGUGUUCUAUUUGGCAAAAAAGUUCUUGGGAUGUCAGACCUCGAACUCUCAAUAUUUGCCAUAAUCGUUCCAGUAUGUGCUGUAAUAGGAUUUUGGUUACCAUUUGGAUUAGUAAAUAAAUGGGAAGUUUGGAUGUACUUGGUAUUGUUUGGAUUGAUUAUUGGAUCAAUACAAGGUUAUUGCCAGGCUUGUUUUGCUAUAAUUAUACCAGAAGGACAUGAAAAUGAGUUUUUCUCAUUGUUCCAGAUUACUGCAAAGGGAUCAAGUGCAAUAGGACCUCUCGUAUCAGGUGCUAUCACAAAUUACACCCAUAAUAUAAGAAAUUGUUAUUGGUUUUUAUUCGCAAUAAUCGCUUCGCCAAUUUUUAUACUAGCAACUGUUGAUAUUGAAAAGG
Dentiscutata erythropus is the source of this 1299-nucleotide messenger RNA. NCBI's taxonomy places the organism in Eukaryota, Fungi, Glomeromycota, Glomeromycetes, Diversisporales, Gigasporaceae. The record is from the annotation of a GenBank genome assembly.